AUGAACGAUUACAAGAACCUGGUGGAGGAAUUUGGUUCAACGUCGUCUAGAUGCGCCUUUUUACGACUGCGGGAUCGCGGAGGACGUAAACUCUGGAUCGUAAGUGCUCACGCACCUACGGAAACCGCUGAGGACAACAGAAAAUGGUACUAUGCAGCGGAGCGCACGUCGAACAACGGUGACCGUCUGGUCGACUUGUGCGAACAGACGGACCUCAUCGUCGCUUCCACGUUUAAGAGGAAUCAUCGACGCCAUCAGCUCACGUGGCAGGGGUCAACCCUUUUAACGCCUGAAGAGCAGCGCAAGCGGAAGAUGAGGACUCUUAAACUUCAGCUCGACUACGUUCUGGCGAGGAACAUUCCUCAGUCAGAUAUCCGAAAAUCUAGACCUGUUUGGGAAGUCGCGUUCGACUCUGACCACCGUCCAGCUCUUCUCAGCUUCAAGAUACGGUUCCACAAGAGCAACCGAGGAGUUCCUCUUCAACCGAAUGUCGACAUGGCAGGUCUGAAAGACGAUGAAUGCAGAACAAAAUUCCGCCAACGUGUGUCUAUUCAUGUUGGAGUACGGACCAGGAAGAAGCUUAGCAAUGCGGAUUCCUUCACAAAGUGCAUCAAGGACGCUGCAAGGGAAACGCUCCCGGUUCUAUUGCCGCGGAAGAAGUUUGCCUUUGCAUCUGCGGAAGCAAAAUCCACGUACAAUUCUGUAUGUGUCGCGCGCAGCGCUGGUGACUUCAACCAGGAAAAGCGUAUUAAAAGGAAGCUGCGUCGUCAACUGCAACAAGACCGCGAUAACGAGUGGAUGUCCAGAGCGAUGGAGUUUGAGAAGGCAUGGGAGGACAGGAACCCGCGGAAAGCCUAUGCUCUACUAAAACAGUAUAGCGGCAAAAUGAAAAAAUGUUCCCCUGUCCUCAACACUGCCAAUGGGGUAGCUGUCGGUGAAGCAACCCUUCCAAUUUGGAAGGAACACUUCAUGACCUUGCUGAACCGGCUAGCACCGUCAGCCCCUGAACUCGAACACGUUCAUAGACCGACAUACGCGGUUGACGAGGAGCCACCGACCGUGUCGGAGGUCCUGGUCUGUAUUCAGAAAAUGAAGAAUGGAAAAUCUGGCGGAGACGACGGGAUUAGCGCAGAAAUGCUAAAACAUCUUCCUCCGUCUGGGAUUCGUGAGAUGACAAAGAUCAUCCGUUCAAUAUAG
This is a messenger RNA of Necator americanus (New World hookworm), 1197 nucleotides long. RefSeq lists its product as uncharacterized. The coding region runs from base 1 to 1197 and encodes 398 amino acids. NCBI's taxonomy places the organism in Eukaryota, Metazoa, Nematoda, Chromadorea, Rhabditida, Ancylostomatidae. The record is from RefSeq and is a predicted model, not a curated record. The transcript has 2 exons.